This is a messenger RNA of Colletes gigas, 1652 nucleotides long. Its product is annotated as elongation of very long chain fatty acids protein 1-like. The record is from RefSeq and is a predicted model, not a curated record. NCBI's taxonomy places the organism in Eukaryota, Metazoa, Arthropoda, Insecta, Hymenoptera, Colletidae. The coding region runs from base 176 to 961 and encodes 261 amino acids. Gene Ontology annotation, biological process: very long-chain fatty acid biosynthetic process; fatty acid elongation, monounsaturated fatty acid; sphingolipid biosynthetic process. The transcript has 4 exons. Gene Ontology annotation, cellular component: endoplasmic reticulum membrane. Gene Ontology annotation, molecular function: fatty acid elongase activity.
CUAAUGCGAUAAUCAAGCUCGGUUUAUUACGCUCCAAUGUAUACGAUACUUCACACGGUGGUCUCGUUAAGAACAUAAAAUAAAUUCAAAUACACCUAAUGCUGACAAAGUUUCUCGGUUAAAUAUCUCGCGUGUUUCGUGUGCCUUGAGUAAGAAGGAAGAUCAAGUGACGAAAAUGGACUAUAUGGAAAUUUACGAUUAUUAUUGGAACCAAAAUGCUGAUCCACGAACGAACGGCUUGCCUUUCGUUGGUUCGCCCAUUCUCAUCCCGCUUAUCCUAUUUUCAUACCUGUACUUCGUUUUAAAAUGUGGACCCGAGUACAUGAAGAACAAGAAACCGUACGAACUGAAAACCUACGUGAAAUUCUACAAUAUUUUUCAAAUAUUCGCCAACGUGUAUAUAAUACAACAAUUCAUCGAAGCUGGUUGGUUCAGUGAAAUAACGAUGUUUUGCGAGAUAUCGGAUUACUCUUACGAUCCUGGUCCCCUCAAGUUGUCCUUCACAAUGUGGGUUACGAUGAUGUUAAAAAUGAUCGAUCUGACUGAAACGGUCGUGUUCGUGCUGAGGAAAAAACAGAACCAGAUCACCGUUUUGCACGUGUACCAUCACGUGUCGACGUUGUUGCUAAUUUGGCUGUCAACGAAAUACAUUGCAGUUGCAAUGGCGUCGUUCACGGUCUUAGUGAAUUGUUUCAUCCACGUGAUCAUGUACACGUAUUAUUACUUGAGCACGUUUGGCGAGAAGACGCGGAGAGUGAUAAAUCCGUUCAAACCGUUGCUGACGAUAAUGCAAAUGGCACAGUUUAUCGUACUGAUUGUCCAAAACUCCAUAUCGUUGCUUCCAUAUUGCGAAGUGACAAAGAUACCAGCCACUGUAUUUAUAGUCAACUUGUCUAUAAAUUUCAUGCUAUUCUAUAACUUCUACCAAAAGAGCUACAAGUCUAAGCAGAAGAAGAGCUGAGCCACACCAAAACGUCUAGAAACAAUACGCCAAUUUUAUAAUAAUCACAGUUGGAAGAUCUGUACGAACAAUUGUUCUUGUUAAUAUUUAGUGCGAUUUUUUCCACGAUAGCAAUUAUCUUCGAUUAUCCGAUAACUAGAUUUAUAUUUAUAUAAAAUAAGCGAACUAUAAUUUAUUAUUCGACAAUGCAGGGUACACGAUCUGUACUAAAACGGUUGUUUACAAUAGUUUGUUAAUAAGAGACAAUUUUUUGUAAAUAAGGUAUGAAUAUUGAACGAAUCGAUAUGUAAAACGGAGGUUCUAUCGAAAGAAUACGAUCAAAGUCGUAAGCAAAUCAUCGUAUUCAAAUGAUAUGCGACACCAACGACUACCGUAUUCAAGCUUAUAAUAACUACAACAAUGAAACAAAAUUAUAUAUGCGAACGCAUCGAUGUUGACACGAAUUAAAAUUGAAUGCCCUGUCUCAUUUCUAUGGAUGCGAACUCUCUGACAUUUCAUCGUCGAUCGAAAUAACAAUAAGUAUAAUAGGAAAGUAAAAGAAACAAUAAAGAUGCAAUGCAAUUUACAACAGAAACGUAAAGAAUAUUUCAUUCUGAUUCCGGUUGAAGAGUAAACGUAAACACAGCGAAGUGUCGUUUAAAAUGGCAGUAAUUUUUCUACUUACGUACGUGGUUGCGACAGGUUUUGCUCC